Aureobasidium subglaciale EXF-2481 is the source of this 3090-nucleotide messenger RNA. RefSeq lists its product as uncharacterized. Gene Ontology annotation, molecular function: DNA binding; DNA ligase (ATP) activity; ATP binding. The coding region runs from base 164 to 2800 and encodes 878 amino acids. Lineage: Eukaryota; Fungi; Ascomycota; Dothideomycetes; Dothideales; Saccotheciaceae. Gene Ontology annotation, biological process: DNA repair; Okazaki fragment processing involved in mitotic DNA replication; DNA recombination. The transcript is spliced from 3 exons. Gene Ontology annotation, cellular component: mitochondrion; nucleus. The record is from RefSeq and is a predicted model, not a curated record.
UGCCUCGAUCUCUGUUCUCUGUGCUCCUGCCUGUCUUGUUUGUAUAUCGAUGCGGGCAUCUUCUAACACACUACUACGUCCCUUCCACUCUUUCAACUGUUUGCCUCAUUGCCGCUCCGUCUAUCCACAAUCAGCACACUAUCGCCCCCAGCUGUGCUUCAGAAUGCCACCCAAGCAGCAAGCUACUCUCGGCAACUUCUUCGCAAAGCCCAAUGGCUCGAAACCCGCCCCUCAACAGUCGAAGCUCUCUUUUGCGACAAAGUCAAAGUCGGAUCCAAGGAAGCCUAAAGAUGAAGAACAAGAAGACAUCGAAGAUGGCCCAUCCGACACCAAAGCUGCAGUAAAGGACGAGCAUCCCGAAGACGUGAAGGAAGAGCCCAAGGACAACCCUGCAUCGCCCCAGCCGACCAAAAGCACAAAGAAGAGAGCAGCAGAUGUCAAGGAAGAAGAGGAAGAAGAAGCUGCAGCUUCAGAAGAGGAGCCGCCUACCAAGAGACAACGCAAGAAGCCCACCAAGUCAGCGAGUCCGAAGAAGAAGGCAAAGCAGGAACCUGUUUCAGACACCGAAGAGCCCGUCAAGGAGGAAAAGGCGGCGCCCAAGAAGCCCGCAGCUACGCCACCGACGCCCGCCAAAGUCGAGAAAGAAGAUAUCACAAUGAAGGACGGCUCCGAGACUGACCCUCAAUCCGAGGCAGAAGAGGUCGAGUCAGACGAGGAAGAAAAGCCCGAAGUCGCUGCAAAGGCCCGCGCGAAGGUUCAGAGCACAUUCAAAGCAAACACGAAAGAUCCCUACCCCGACUGGAAGGCUGGCGAUCCGGUGCCUUACGCUGCUCUCUGCACAACCUUCUCCAAGAUUGAGAUGACGACAAAGCGUCUUGAGAUCAUGGCACAUUGCUCUCUCUUCCUCAGACAAGUCCUCCGACUUACCCCUCAAGAUCUACAGCCUACCGUCCUCCUCAUGCUGGGUAAACUUGCUGCAGACUACGCUGGUAUCGAGCUUGGAAUUGGUGAAAGUCUGAUUAUGAAGGCUAUUGGCGAAUCAACAGGUCGUUCACUCAAGAUCAUCAAGGAAGAUCAGCAGAAGAUCGGUGACCUCGGUCUUGUUGCAGCAAAAAGUAAGGGCAGUCAACCCACCAUGUUCAAGCCGAAGUCUUUGACUGUACGCGGUGUGCAUGAACAACUCAUGACCAUCGCCAAGAUCGAGGGCGCUGGUGGCCAAGGUCGCAAGGUUGCUGGAAUCCACAAGCUACUCUCUGCUGCCGACGCAAAUUUGCCGAAGGGCAAGGGUGUCGACAUCGAGGAGGAUAAGGGUGGUCCCAGCGAGGCAAAGUUCAUCGUCCGCACUCUCGAAGGCAAGAUGCGACUCGGUCUCGCCGACAAGACUGUUCUUGUUUCAGUAGCACAAGCAAUGACUUUCCACGAUGUCAUGACCAAGACCAACAAGGUACCAAGUACCGAGCAGCUGGAGAAGGGUGAACGCACUCUGAAAAACGUCUACAACGAGCUCCCCAGCUACGAAGUCAUCAUUCCCGCAUAUCUCGAAAAUGGCGUGUUUGCCUUGCACGAUGCUUGCAAGCUCCAACCUGGUGUCCCACUGAAGCCCAUGUUGGCAAAGCCGACCAAGUCUAUCACUGAAGUUCUCGAUCGCUUCGAGGGCAAGGACUUUACCUGCGAGUACAAGUACGAUGGAGAGAGAGCACAGAUUCACUUUGUUGCUCACGAUGCCGACCUAACCUACGCCACUGCUGCCCCUACUGCUGGCAAUUCUGCCAAGGGUGUCUCCAACAUCUUCUCGAGAAACAGUGAAGACUUGUCCAAGAAGUACCCAGAUAUUCUUGCCAAGCUGCCUACCUGGGUCAAGGAUGGUACCAAGAGUUUUGUCUUGGACUGCGAAACAGUUGCCUGGGAUGUUGAUGAGAAGAAGGUGUUGCCCUUCCAGCAGCUCAUGACAAGAAAGCGCAAAGAUGUCAAGACCGAAGACAUCAAGGUCAAGGUCUGCGUCUUUGCCUUUGAUUUGCUCUUCUUGAACGGCGAGGCUCUAGUCAACCAAUCAUUCCGUGACCGCAGAGCUAAGUUGUACGAAGCAUUCAACGAGGUUGAGGGAGAGUUUGCGUUUGCUCAGUAUGGCAACACCAACGAACUCGAUGCCAUCCAAGUCUUGCUCGAAGACUCUAUUAAAGCUUCCUGCGAAGGUCUGAUGGUGAAGAUGUUGGACGGACCAGAGUCAUACUACGAGCCCUCGCGUCGCUCGCAGAACUGGCUGAAGGUCAAGAAGGACUACCUCGCAGGUGCAGGAGACUCACUGGAUCUAGUCGUCCUCGGUGCCUACUACGGCAGAGGAAAGCGCACAAAUGUCUACGGCGCCUUCCUACUCGCCUGCUACAACAACUCCUCCCAACAAUACGAAUCUGUCUGCAACAUCGGCACCGGCUUCUCGGAAGCCCUCCUCGAAUCCCUACAUGAAACCCUCUCACCCCUGGUUAUCGACCGCCCCAAGCCCUUCUACAGCCACUCGUCGGGCAACAAAGACCAACCCGACGUCUGGUUCGAACCACGUCUAGUGUGGGAAGUCAAGACCGCCGACUUGACACUCUCACCUCGCUACAAGGCUGCUGCUGAUGCGCUGAAUGAUCCCAGCGGCAAGGGAGUCAGUCUACGCUUCCCGAGAUAUAUUCGCGAUCGUGAGGACAAGAAGCCGGAUGAUGCUACUACGGCCAGACAGGUUGCUGAAAUGUACAAGAAGCAGGAGUCUGUGGGCAAGAACAAGGGUCCUUCUGUUGAUGAUGACUUUGAGUACUGAGUGGGUAGGAGAUGUAUGCAUUAUGGCGUUGUUAUUUGGUAGAGGGUAAUUGCUUUGUUCUGAAUUGGAUGGGAUGGGAUGGGUUGGGAAGGAGAGUAUUGUGAAUACUUCAUGGUUCGAUUGCUGUUUCUUUCUCUUUCCUUCUGUAUUAUCAGUUCUUGAAAGGAGAGGAGGUUGAGCUAGGUCAGAAGUUUGAACGAAUGAAUGCAACAGUGUUGAUGGUAUUUCUAUUCUCCCAACGCCCAUGACUGAUUUUCUCAAGUCGGUGACAGACGUUGAUUCAAUAUGAG